Passer montanus (Eurasian tree sparrow) is the source of this 1255-nucleotide messenger RNA. RefSeq names its product nanos C2HC-type zinc finger 3 (gene NANOS3). NCBI's taxonomy places the organism in Eukaryota, Metazoa, Chordata, Aves, Passeriformes, Passeridae. The record is from RefSeq and is a predicted model, not a curated record. Gene Ontology annotation, molecular function: zinc ion binding; mRNA binding. The coding region runs from base 149 to 1087 and encodes 312 amino acids. Gene Ontology annotation, cellular component: perinuclear region of cytoplasm. The transcript has 2 exons. Gene Ontology annotation, biological process: negative regulation of translation; oogenesis.
UGACACCAGAGGCAGCCACGCCACGGCAGAAGCGCCGCAGCCUCGCCGGGGAGGCGCGAGGACGCCGCGGUGUCCCCUGCCAUGCCGUGCUGGUGGCACCGGGGUGGCCGUCGCGCCGCCACGCCUGGAGACCACGGGACACUUCGACAUGUGGCGGGACUACCUGGGGCUGGCGGCCGUGCUGCUGCGUGAGCCUGCGGGCCUCGGGGACAUCUCGGUGUCGCUGGGAGCUCUGGCUCCGAGUGCUGAGCCGGCUCCGCGUGCUGGGCCGGCUCCACAUGCAGGGCCAGCUCCACAUGCAGGGCCAGCUCCACGUGCUGGGCUAGCUCUGUCUGCCAGGCUGGCUCCCCCUGCUGGGCUGGCUCCAUCUGCCGGACCGGCUCCACAUGUGGGACCAGCUCCACGCACUGGGCUGGCUCCGUGUGCUGGGCUGGCUCCACAUGUGGGACCAGCUCCGUGUGCUGAACCAGCUCUGUGUGCCAGACCAGCUCUGUGCACUGGGCUAGCUCCAUGCACCGAGCCAGCUCUGUGGGCCAGACCAGCUCCGUGUGCCAGACCAGCUCCACACGCCAGGCCAUCUCCACAUGUGGGACCAGCUCCAUGCACCGAGCCAGCUCUGUGGGCCAGACCAGCUCCGUGUGCUGAACCAGCUCCACGUGCCGGGCCAUCUCCACAUGUGGGACCAGCUCCAUACACCGAGCCAGCUCUGUGGGCCAGACCAGCUCCGUGUGCUGAACCAGCUCCACGUGCCGGGCCAGCUCCCCCCGCGGGACCCCCAGCUCCACGUGCCGGGCCAUCUCCCCCCGCGGGACCCCCCGCUCCGUGCUCCGCGCCGGCCCCGUGCUCGUUCUGCCAGCACAACGGCGAGGCGCCGGGCGUGUACCGGAGCCACAGCCUGCGGGACGCGCAGGGCCGCCUGCAGUGCCCGGUGCUGCGCAGCUACGUGUGCCCCCAGUGCGGCGCCACGCAGGACCAGGCGCACACGCGCCGCUUCUGCCCCCGCACGCACCGCGGCUACACCUCGGUGUACGCCCGCCCCGCGCCCGCCGGCAGCGCCCGCAGGAGGCACAGGGACACCAGCAUGUAGCCGGGGGAUGGAGGAGCCCUGCCACCCUGCAGGGACUUCCCCAGAGGAUGGGACCACGGCUUGGAGCUCGACUGGGACCAGUCUUGGAGCUCGACUGGGACCAGUUUGCCCAGUUUGUGCCGCCUCCCGACGCCGUGGCACCCGCAGAAGUCGCUCCAGCCAGAUCUG